Mizuhopecten yessoensis (Yesso scallop) is the source of this 1083-nucleotide messenger RNA. RefSeq lists its product as uncharacterized. The transcript is spliced from 2 exons. Bases 135 to 662 code for a protein of 175 amino acids. The record is from RefSeq and is a predicted model, not a curated record. NCBI's taxonomy places the organism in Eukaryota, Metazoa, Mollusca, Bivalvia, Pectinida, Pectinidae.
GCAGUUUGGCUUCAUCAUAGCAGACGAAAAGUGUAGUUGGAGCCAUCACAAAAUGCCACGUGGCUAGGCUACACGUGGUUUUUCGAGAAGGGCGUGGUCAGGAUCACUAUGGAAAGAAUGACUAGGUUAUUGACAUGCCUAGACAAGGCCUUGACAUUGAUUGGGAGAGGUCUGAGGUCAAAGCAGCACGUGGGAGAGACGCUCAAGGAGUCCGGAAUAGGAGAGGGAGUUACCUUCAUACGCUAGGCAGACGUCCGGGAUGUAAGGCGGAUAGUACCAACACGAAGUAUUUGGCUUUGGAGAUGGGAGAGUUUCAUAACGGAUCAAGGUUUCGAGGCUUUGCCGGCCGACUCAAUUCACAUUGCAUUAUUUUUGACGCAUUUAUUCGACAAUGGUUCUUCAACUGCAGUGACGGAAUCGGCCAUGUACGCCAUCAAAUGGCAUGGGCGCACGAUCUCACCGGAUUGACAGAUCCUACCAGGAACGUCUUUGUCAGAAAUGUUGCGGAAUCAGCAAGACGAACUGUUAAAGCUCACGUUAAGAAGAAGGAACCUGUGACUUCACAGAAGCUUAUCAAGCUAUGUGACAUUUUCAAAGACUGUAAAGAUUUAUUGAUUGUGAGGGACCUCACAAUGAUUUUGUUGAGUUUCGUCGCAUUUUAAAGAUUUAAUGAAUUCGUUUGCUUUGUUCGGAUAUUUCAAUUAGGGACGAUCAUUUUUAGAUAAAAAUAAGAAAGAGUAAGACUGAUCAGUAUCGUCAAGGGGACGAAGUUGUCGUUAGUAAGGGCACUACUUCAGCAUGUCUAUGCUCCUUCGUUACGCUGAUCUUGCCAGGAUCGAUUUCGAGUCGGAGGAUUAUUUGUUUAAGCAAGUAAUGCGAUCGAAAACGCAGUGCAGAUUGAUUAUUAAGCGCAAACUUUUGAGUUACACGGCGGUUCGGGAGUCUGUUUUACUUUAUAUAUAUUUAUAUUUAUUUAUAUGAAUUAUAAUAUUGUAAGUACUUAUCCAUAGCUGCUGUUAUGUCUAUAAGGAGACGGAUUUACAUAAGUACUAUGUACUUGUUUCUGGAUCCUUUUCUGUAUCU